This is a messenger RNA of Ostrinia furnacalis (Asian corn borer), 4260 nucleotides long. RefSeq lists its product as uncharacterized. NCBI's taxonomy places the organism in Eukaryota, Metazoa, Arthropoda, Insecta, Lepidoptera, Crambidae. Bases 88 to 1488 code for a protein of 466 amino acids. The transcript is spliced from 3 exons. Gene Ontology annotation, molecular function: nucleic acid binding. The record is from RefSeq and is a predicted model, not a curated record.
CAGCUUAUAGGAUUUGCAGAUGCAUCUUCUGUAGCUUACGGGUGUUGCCUAUAUUUGCGUUCCAUUGACGAGCAAGGUAACGUUCAUAUGCAUUUGCUUUGUUCGAAGUCACGUAUAAAUCCGUGUAAAAAAAAGCUUACCAUGCCUAAACUUGAGCUGAAUGCUGCGAUAUUAUUGGCUACGUUAGCUAAAAAAGUAAAAGGUACGUUACUUAAAAAAUUCUUAGUCAACGAUACUCAUUUCUUCUCAGAUUCGCAAAUUGUAUUAGCCUGGUUGAGAACUGACGUCACUCAGUUGCAAACAUACGUCGCAAAUAGAGUCAGGUCGAUAGGGGAACUCACACACAGCUAUGAGUGGCAUUAUGUUAACACCAGUGAUAAUCCUUCAGAUUGUCUUAGCAGAGGUAUUCAACCACACGAACUACAAAACCAUGUUUCGUGGUGGCAAGGCCCUUCGUUCUUGCAUGAUCGAAAUUAUGCAUUCUUGCCAGUUCCUCAAACUGAGAUACAGCUACCUGAAUUAAAAAAGAACAAUAGUUUAAUUGUUUGUACAACAACUGUUGAUACUCAUUGCAGUAUUUUUGAUGGGCUAAAAAAGUAUUCGAGUAUAAACAAAAUGACUAGAAUUCUUGCAUACGUCAUUAGAUUUUGUAAUAAUAUAGGGGCCAACUCUGUUAAAAGGAAAGGAUUUGUCACCGCAGAUGAACUUGACAAUGCAUUGCUGUUGAUAGUGAAGCAUGAACAAUAUCAAUUUUAUCCAGAUGAAAUUAAGUCUCUGCAAUCUGGCAAACAAGUCACAGGUAGCUUGAUGCAACUUUCACCUUUUAUAGACGGUGUCGGUGUUAUUAGGGUCGGCGGUCGGCUACAAAAUGCAUUACUUCCCUAUGCAAAUCGGCACGCCGCAAUAUUGCCCAAAAAAUCGAUUAUCACCGAAUUGAUUAUUAUGAAUGAACACAUUAUGCUCCUGCAUGCAAGUCAAAGGCUGGUUUUAUCAUCUAUCAAACAAAGAUUUUGGAUUCCUGAUGGAUUGCGCACUGUAAAAAAGGUUAUUCAUAAAUGUGUAACCUGUCACAGAUUGAAAGCCGCUGCAGCAACUCAACUGAUGGGUUCCUUGCCUUCAGCACGAGUCAACGCAUGCCGCCCGUUUGAGAAGGUCGGGGUAGACUUCGCUGGACCGGUUGCCGUAAAAAACAGUCGCAUCAGGAAACCCGUGAUUGGAAAAGGUUACAUUGCACUAUUCGUAUGUUUCGUCACGAAGGCUAUCCACCUUGAACUUUGCUCAGAUUUGACAACCGAGUGCUUUCUCGCGUGCUUCAAGCGCUUUAUUGCAAGAAGGAAUUUGCCCAGCGAUGUCUACUGUGACAACGGCACGACGUUUAAGAGGGCAAGGAACAAAUUGGAUGAGUUCUAUAUCUUGCAUUUUUCUCAGGGGGUUUCCUGGCUUUUCCUCUGGUGCUCACGCCUCUUUUGCUCAAGGGCAUGGUCGUAGGCACCCCGGCAACUCCUGCAACUGUUAAUCCUGUCUUAUCGGUUGGUAGGGUCAAGGGAUACUCGUCCUCAUAAUCCAUGGCUUCUUGGGUCAGUAUUGUGGCAACACUUGUUCACUCGUUUUUCUUAAAGACAAUUGUAUGGCGACACCUAUCAGAAGCUUAGUGCCUACGCUUUCUGCGACGGGGCUCUGCGUCCUCUUCAUCUGAGCUAUCCCCGUCACGUCGACGGCGUCUUCUGGUCCCAAGGCCCAGAAUGCGCAUCUUCUCCAACACAGCAUCUGAGGGCUCAGAGAUGGAGAGCUUGGCGUCUUCUUCCAGGUAUCUAUUAAUGAGGGAGAGCUGGUUGCUCUUAAUGGCCUCCGACGUGCGGAAGUUCUCUCCCACGCUCUUCAUCUUUUUCGCAUAGGCUAUGGCGGCCACGUAUAGAUGAUUAUAAUUCUUGUGUGUCAGCUCGGGAUGUGCAUUGGGGUUGAUAACCCGCGAGAAUGGGAAGUGAGGUUGGGUCUUCGCUUGGUCCAUUGCGAAUUUCAGGGCAAGAGCCUGAUCUAGCACUGCUUCUAUUUCUAAAACGGCACUGCGGGCCUCUAUGAAGGCGAUCAUGAACAGGACGGCUUUGUAGCCAGAGUGUUCCCAUACCAUCUUCACUUGAUUGAUGGCAGCUAGCUCGGAGCCCGUGUACUCAGUGUUUAGAACCUUACCCACAAGAGCCUCUCGAAGACCCAAUCGGGCCUUCAUUUCAGCUUGGAAAAUUGUGACACUGUCAAACACGUUGUUCUCUUGAGCAUUCUCUACAAAAUAAAGAUAUCACCUGGUUUUGUUUUUGAUUUACAAUUGAGUUACUGCUGCCUGCGACGAUAUACCCGAAGGCGGUGUUCACAAUAGAAGGUUGCUCGGGGCUGACAGAUUUGAACGAUUUCUGAAGGCUUCAAAAUCUUGGCUUUUCGGGUUAACCAAGUGACACGGGCAGCUAGCGAAUUGACGUCUUGAGCACUGAUUCAAAUGGACGUGCACAUCGAUGAAAUCCGUUAGCUCAGGAACCCCUGUGAAUUCCUUCAUUGUUUCAGACAUGAUUCCACCAAAAAUAGGUGACAAAGAUUUGACGUUCAUCAGUAUGUGAUGUUCUUUUGGUCUUGAGGGGUUGAAGUUGUACUCGAUCACCAUUGGCUUAUCAAGUGGAUAGCUCCCACAACUUUUUCCGAAUGAGAUCAUUCACGACGUUAUCGGGAUAAAAGGAUUGAACAAACCGUUUGUAGUCUUGGAAGCACAUGAAGUUGGCCAUGUAGAGAAUCAUCUCCAAGGAGAAGAUAACUGGCUGCUUCGAUGUUGAGAGCGGUGGUGAUGGUGCAGCCGUAUUUUCAGAGACGCGGCGGCGUUUUGACGUCGACUUUUUUCCUUUCAAAUUCAUUGAGAUUAAGAGGAAAUAUACUUUUCGUAUGACGCGGAAAACACUAGCCAACAGCGAGACGGUUGAAUACGUUCUGCAGUCUCAGAAGUUCAUACGAUGAGAGUCGAUCUAGGCUAUCAGUUUCCCAAUUUAUAGGCACGAGACUUAUCAAUCCGUCAAUUUAUUUAAACGAAACAUAGGAAUAUAUCUGGUUAUAAGGCCACAAGUCAUACAUUUAAUUGUAUGCAACGUGUGAUACUUUGAUAAACUAUCGUAGUCGAUAACAUGACUUUAAUUCGUACUAUUGCAUCAACUAGGUAGACAGACUUGUAGGUAUGUUCCAAAAAGUUUGACCGCGAAGUGAAAUACUGAUAGUAGCCGCGAUAACUGUUGUUAAUACUGCACUUCGAUUACAUAACGUGUCCUCUGUAUAUGCGAGCGAUGACUUUGACUGUGCAGUACAAAGCAAACAUCUAUUAUCGUGAACAUAUUAUGUUUACAUACAAUAUGUUUUGCCCUCAGCUCCCGCGCCCGUGAUUACGUGAUUACGCCCGCCCGUAUUUCGAAAUCAUAUUAAUGCAAGUUGUUCCUUGAUAUUCAUCAGGAUAAUAAGUGGCCGAAGAUUGAGUCAAAUGAAGGCAUGUUUGAUCAAAAGAGUGUUCACCUAACCAUCGAAUAUUGGGGUGUACUGUCGGACACGAAAGUAUGAAUGGGACAUUUUGGUGAAAUUUAAAAAACGGCCGAUGCCUGCGUUGAAGUUGCUUGAAGCUGUUUUUAUUCGUUGCAAUUACGAUUCCUGUUGGCUAUUGACUUCAUCCUUUUGUCCAUGAAUUUAAUGAUGAGGUUCACAGGUGCAAUAACUAUAUUGAACAGCGUUUGUCCGAUAAUGCAAUUCCUCGUCCAUUGUUGCUCCUGGAGCAUUUCUACCCGGAGCUGGUCUGCUUCAUUCUGAUUGAGACAACUGUCGGCGUUAUAAAUGAUUCGGUCUUUGGAGCUUUGGUUUGACGAAUAAAAACUACUUUAAAUCCUGCGUCGUAAAUUUUUGAUGGUCAUUCUUCAUGGCACAUAAUUCCAAUUGCAUUUGCUGUAAGUGUGUUAGCACAUUUUCAAUUGUUUGGUCUCUUGAAUUUUGCUGCCGUUGUCGUUGACUGCUGAUACUUCAUUAAUGUUCGCAUUCUCUAAUAUUUUAUUUGGCUUAUUUUGUCUAAAUGUGAUGUUUCUGAUACGGUCAAAACAGAAGUCACAUUAAAUGGCAAUAAUAACCUGAGCCAUAAAACUAGAAUACCUAGUUUUAUCAUCGAUUAUCUCGCGUCCUAACUACCGCAUCCGGCUCUCAAGGUGUGAUGGCUUCAGAUCUCCCAGGUCUAAAUCUGAUAACAGUUGUAUA